AUGGAAACGGUGAAGGAAUAUUUAGCGAGUAUCAAUCCUCAUUGGAUUGCGGUGGUUGCUACAGGAAUGUAUACCCAUCUUCGUCAAAUUUGUAUAAUUGGUUUAUGUUUCGACGAAGAAAACAAUCUUCCCUUUGAUCCAUCUUAUGCCUCGGUGAUUUUCGUGUUUUCUGUCCUGUGUCUUCUUGCCGAGUAUAGACUUUGGCCUAGGACCCUUAAAGAGCCACCGAUUCAACUUCUCUAUAUUUAUGAAAUGUUGGUGGCAGCUUUAAUCACAAACUUAUCCACUCGUGCUAUUUGGGUACCACUUAUGCAUGCCAUUAGUUGUUUAACUCAGGAAUCAAGCAGAUGGUUACUAUGGCUGAAUACAACAUUGGGCCUAGGUCGUUACUCGAUAUUGACUGAUUUGGCAUACUACAUGGCAAAAGACUGCGCCUCGAUGCACAUGGCCUUCUGCAUGUCGAUAUUAUCAUUCGUCUGGAUGUUGGAUGCUACUGAAUCAUUGGACGCCAUUUUGGACAUUAGGGCCAAGUAG
This is a messenger RNA of Megachile rotundata (alfalfa leafcutting bee), 534 nucleotides long. RefSeq lists its product as uncharacterized. The record is from RefSeq and is a predicted model, not a curated record. Lineage: Eukaryota; Metazoa; Arthropoda; Insecta; Hymenoptera; Megachilidae.